GAUUUCAGCUUUGAGCGUCUGCACGUGUGACAAGUUGUGAAAGUAAACUGAGCAGAUCGGCGAUCAGCAGCUGCAUUUCAUAUCGAAGAGAGAACAAUGUCUACUGAACCACUAGUAACCGAUUACAAAUACAUUUUUCAGAGAGAUGUAUUAAGAGGUAAAGUGGCAUUUAUUACUGGAGGUGGAACAGGAAUAGGAUUCACGAUAGCAGAAGUAUUGAUGAGACAUGGCUGUGACACAGUUAUUGCCAGCCGCAGACUCGAUGUUGUGAAAAGUUCAGCUGAAAAACUGUCAAAAGCCACAGGUCAAAAAUGUCUGCCACUACAAAUGGAUGUCAGAAAGCCAGAGACGAUAACAAAGGCUGUCGAUGAAGCUCUGGGACAAUUCAAGCAUAUUGACAUCCUGGUCAACAAUGCAGCAGGGAACUUUCUAUGUCCAGCUGAGAACCUCUCUUUCAAUGCCUUCAAAACAGUGAUGGAGAUUGAUGCCCAUGGAACCUUUAAUGUCUCCAAAGCUGUGUUUGACAAAUACAUGAAGAGUAAUGGUGGAGUUAUUAUCAACAUCACUGCAACACUUAGUUUCCGUGGACGGAUUUUACAAACACAUGCUGGAUCAGCCAAAGCUGCCAUUGAGGCAAUGACCAAACACUUGGCAGUAGAGUGGGGGGCCAAUGGCGUAAGAAUGAUGUGUGUAGCUCCUGGACCGAUAGCGGACACGGAAGGAAUGAGGAGACUGGGGGGAGAAAGAAUCACUGAUGCCUAUGUAAAGUCAAUUCCAGUCCAGAGACUUGGAAAGCGAGAGGAUAUUGGUAACACAGUGUUGUACAUAGUGAGUCCUGCUGCAGAGUUACUGACGGGAACCACUGUGGUGGCUGAUGGAGGGGCGUGGCUUACAAGUGAAAACAAUUAUUGGGCUCUUAAGAACAGCCCCGUCUUCAAACAAUUAUCUAAAAUGUAAUUAUGACCGCUGAUUUGCAUAUAUUAUUGUCUGUGAUAGAAAAGAAGGCAAUGGAUUUUUGUACACAGUGAAUGUAACUAUAUGAUUGUUUAGUCAGAAUUAUAUUUUUAACUAUUUUAUUACCAUUCAUAAUUGUUAUAUUAUUGUUGUUAAUCUAUUAUUAUCUUACAUUAUACUACAUGAUUCAAGGAAUACUUUUGUAUCGAGUAUUGUUCCUCCUGUGUAGGAAAAUUUUGUGAAAUAAAAUCCUUUAGAAAUCACAAAGGCUGCUAAUUCCACAUUGGUCCAGUGCCUCUA
Molecule: messenger RNA, 1254 nt
Organism: Saccostrea cuccullata (small rock oyster)
Lineage: Eukaryota; Metazoa; Mollusca; Bivalvia; Ostreida; Ostreidae
Product: peroxisomal 2,4-dienoyl-CoA reductase [(3E)-enoyl-CoA-producing]-like
Exons: 8
Coding region: 97-957 (286 amino acids)
Biological process (GO): fatty acid catabolic process
Cellular component (GO): peroxisome
Molecular function (GO): 2,4-dienoyl-CoA reductase (NADPH) activity
Source: RefSeq, a predicted model, not a curated record